Molecule: messenger RNA, 610 nt
Organism: Marchantia polymorpha subsp. ruderalis
Lineage: Eukaryota; Viridiplantae; Streptophyta; Marchantiopsida; Marchantiales; Marchantiaceae
Source: the annotation of a GenBank genome assembly
AUGAUGAUCAUGGAUCAUGGUGCUUUUGGCUUCCAGAAUGCUUCAAAAACAAAAGUGGCCUCUCUGUGUGCAUGUACAACCCAAUUAGCCCACAAAGUGGUACACAUUGGAGACGCUGCAAAGAACACGUUUUGCUGGUUUUGUGCAGCAUCCCGAAGGAGCAGAGCAUUAGGGCUGGGAGGCCAUCGCCCGGCCCCGCAAUUCCCAUCUGCGCCUUUUUCCCAUAGAGUAUUUUAUAUGCAAAAUCGGCUCAGAGUUCAAGGGUUGGAUUGGACAGAAUUCUUCAACACUUUCACACAACUGGCUCAUGUAGACGGCGAUGGAGAUGGAGCUGAGCACAUCAGUUCCACGAAAGAACUCGAGAUCCAGGAUGCUAGCUUCUAGGAUAAGUCCAAUCCUAGGCACUGAUCAUGAAGACCGAAUCUGGGGAAUCAUCUCUAGCAGACCACGUGCAACGAGAGAUCGAGAAAGCUGCUACAGCACAGUAUAUAAUCUUAUAAAAUAGAUCGCACGGCAAUACUGAGUCCUGAGCUCCAAGCCGAUUGCGGCCUGUUGAUUGAUAUUCAAAUCUGGCUUGUCGACCAAUAAUACGAAGCUCAGAGUCUUUGAG